AUGUCUGAUACUACUGUUGUUCAAUUUUCUCCACCAACAACAGCAUCUAUUCAUUCAAUAUCACCCUAUCAUGCAAAUGAUUAUGAAAUCAAGACUGAUACUAAUAAUGAUUUACCAUUUCUAUCAAAGAAAAAACUCAUUCAAUUUAAACCAACACAUCAUGAUAUAUUUCAUUCAACAAAUUUUACUGGUCCUUCAUUUAAACAAAUUAUUUUCUUUUUCAUUAUGUUUGUCGUAUUAACAUCAUUAUGCUCAUAUUUAUACAAGGAUUCAUUAAUUAAUGUUUUACUUAUUCUUGAAACAUUACCAUGGUGGUGGACAUCAUUGUUUUUUUGUGUUUUAUUCGCACUUGUUUCGUUACCAUUUGCUUGGGGUUACAUUUUAUUAAAUAUUGCUUGCGGUUUUUUAUAUGGAUUUAUUUAUGGUGUGAUAUUUAUAAUAAUCUAUGCUGGCAUUGGUUUAUCUGUAUCAUUUUAUGUUUGUCGUUUUAUAUUAACACAUAAUUAUUGUGUGAUUAAAAAUCUCAAAGCAACUUUUGAAAAUAGUGAAAUUAUUCAAACGAUAAUUAAGGUUCUUAACAGUGCAGAUGGUUAUAAAAUUAUUUUUCUUAGUAGACUCACCCCGAUUCCUCUUGGUUUACAAAAUGGCUUUUAUUCAAUUAGUAAUAUCCCGUUUCGCAUUUAUCUCUUCUGGUCGUUAUGUGGUUUAAUCCCAACUCAACUUAUUUAUUGUUCACUUGGUUCUCGUUUGCAUUCAAUGACAGAUCUAAUUUUAAUUGAUAAACGCACAAAAACUGUUGGUAUUGUUGUUGGAUUAUGCGAAUGUUUCAUGACAAUCAUUUUGACUUAUUAUGUAUUUCAUACAGCUAAAAAAGUACUUAAUAAGUUAUUACUUGAAACAUCAGGAUCAAAUGAAAGUUUAAUGGUUAAUAAAGAAUAA
Adineta steineri is the source of this 939-nucleotide messenger RNA. The record is from the annotation of a GenBank genome assembly. NCBI's taxonomy places the organism in Eukaryota, Metazoa, Rotifera, Eurotatoria, Adinetida, Adinetidae.